Messenger RNA from Mobula hypostoma (lesser devil ray), 5173 nucleotides. RefSeq lists its product as uncharacterized. Bases 2385 to 3320 code for a protein of 311 amino acids. Lineage: Eukaryota; Metazoa; Chordata; Chondrichthyes; Myliobatiformes; Myliobatidae. The transcript is spliced from 2 exons. The record is from RefSeq and is a predicted model, not a curated record.
AGCUAGAGGGUUGUGAACUUGUGUGAUUUGUUGCCACGUGCAGCUGUGGAGGCCUGGUCGUUUUGGGGUACUUAAGGCAGAGAUUGAUAUGUUCUUGUUUGGAAUUGGCAUCAAAGGUUAUGGGAAGAAGGCCAGGAACUGGGGUUGAGGAAGAGAAAAAAAAGGAUCAGCCAUGAUUGAGUGGCGGAGCAGACUCGAUGGGCCAGAUGGCUUAAUUCUGCUCCUAUGUCUAAUGGUCUUAUGGUAAUCUGUGGUCCACAUCACAGCUACUGUUGGAAGACCUAUAUAUAACUGCCAUCAGGGUCCUUUUACCCUUGCAGUUUCUUAACUUAACCCACAAGAAUUAAACAUCUUCUGAUCCUAUAUCACAUUUUUCUACUAAUUUGAUGCUAUUCUUUACCAGUUGAGCCACACCACCCUCUCUGCCUACCUGCCUAUCCCUCUGAUACAGUGUGUAACCUUGGACAUUCAGCUCCCAACUCCAACCAUCCUUCAUCCGUGAUUCAGUGAUGGCCACAAUAUCAUACCUGACAAUCUGUAAUAGUGCGACAAGGUCAUCCACCUUAUUUCUUAUACUUCUUGCAUUGAGAUAUAACACUUUGAGUAUUGUAUUUUCUACACUUUUUGAUUCUGCAUCCCUAAUGCAUUGAUACUUAUCCUGCUGGCUACAAUUUUGCCCUAUCAUCUGCCUGCUCUUCCUGACAGUCUGACUGCAUGCUAUCUUUGUUUUUUUACCAUCUGUCCUAUCCUGAGCCCCUUCAUUCCAGUUCCCACCCCCCUGCCAAAAUAGUUUAAACCUUCCCCAACAGCUCUUACAGACCUGCCCACGAGAAUAUUGGUCCCCCUUGGGUUCAGGUGCAACCCGUCACUUUUGAGCAGAUCCCACUGAUCUAAGAACUUGAAGCACUGCCCCCCGCCCCCGCACCAGCUUCUCAGCCACACAUUAACUUGCAAAUCAUCCUGUUUCUACCCUCACUGGUGUGUGGCACAGGCUGCAAUCCAGAAACUACUACCUGGGAAGUCCUGCUUCACAGCUUUCUGCCUGGCUUUCUAAAUUCUCUUUUCAGGAUCCAUUGCUUUUCCUUCCUAUGUCAUUGGUACCAAUAUGUACCAAAACAUACGGCCUCUUUCCCUCGCUGUCCAAAAUGUAGAUGCGAUCUGAGAUGUUCCUGACCCUGGCAACUGGGAGGCAAUGUACCAUCCAGGGGUCCCAUUCACAUCCACAGAAUCUCCUGUCUGUUCUCCUCACUAUCGAGUUCCCUAUCACUACCGCUCCCCUCUUCUCCCUCUUUCCCUUCUGCACCAUGGACUUGCGCUCAAUGUCAGUAACCCGCUGUCUGUAGCAUUCACCUGGAAGGUCAUCCUCCACAACAGUGUCAAAAGCAAUAUACUUAUUUUUGAGGAGUAUGGCCACAGUGGUGCUCUGUGCUAACUACCUAUUCACAUUUCCAUUUCUCCAGACAGUCACCCAGCUACUCGCCUCCUGCAACUUUGGGGUGACUACUUCCCUGUAAUUCUGAUCAGUUAUCUCCUCACUCUCCCAUAUAAGCUGAAGGUCAUCCAGCUGCUGCUCCAGAUCCCGAAUGCGGUCUUCAAGGAGCUGCAGCUCGAUGCACUUUACGAAGAUGUCGUUCUCUGAGAGACUCUCGAUCUCCUAGGUCUCCAACAUCCGGCAUGAAGAACAGACUGCAGUACCUACACUAGGUACAGUAAGAGGGGAAAAAGGGAACCUUAACAGAAGCUUACCCUGAACCAACACCUCUUGAGCUGAAGCUUCUGUUAAGUCAAAGCCUGACACUCUUAUUCUUACCACUGGCGUACUCCCAACAAUGGCCACCCUACUUGUCCCUUCUGUACUUGUAAACAAUCAUUGCCAACCUGCAAGAACCCUCAUCACUGUGGCCUGCUACUGCUGCUGAUUGGACUGUCGGAAUAAGUCUGAACGCCCGCCAAGCUCUCCUUUUAAACAAGUGUCACUGACCUGUGUGAAAUCUCGUUGGUGUGGUCUGCUUCUGCCACUGAUUGGACCGUCGAAAUAAGUCUGAAUGCCCACAAAGCUCUCCUUUUAAACAAGUGUCACUGACCUGCGAGAAAAGUUGUGGCCUUCUCGAUCAUCUGGUGAUCACAAUGCCAUUAGUUUCAAAGAGAAGGACACAGAGUCUAUAGAAGUGAGGCAAAGUAUGUGUCUACAAAGACUUGCUGUACGUUCCCAAACCAAAAGCUAUGGAUGAACCAGGAGAUACAUCGUCUGCUGAAGGUUAGAUCUGUGGCAUUCAAGUCUAGCGACCCAAUGCUGUACCAAAAAAAAACAGGUAUGAUUUGCGGAGGGCUAUUUCAAAGGUGAAGAGACAAUUUCAAAUUAGGUUGGAGGCGACAUUGGAUGCAUGGCAACUCUGGCAGGGUCUACAAGACAAUACUUCCUACAAAGCGAUAACAUGAAUGACAGCGUUGCUUCACUCAACAGCUUCUAUGCCCGCUUUGAAAGGGAGAACACAACUACAGCUGUGAAGAUCCCUGCAGCACCUAAUGACCCUGUGAACUCUGUCUCAGAGCCCAAUGUUAGGCUGUCAUUGAAGAGAGUGAACCCUCGCAAGGCAAAAGGUCCCAAUGGAGUACCUGGUAAGGCUUUGAAAACCUGUGCCAACCAACGAGCAGGAAUACUCAAGGACACUUUCAAUCUCUCGCUGCCACAGGCGGAAGUUCCCACUUGCUUCAAAAGGGCAACAAUUAUACCAGUGCCUAAGAAGAAUAAUGUGGGCUGCCUUAAUGACUAUCGCCCAGUAUUACUCACAUCGACAGUGAUGAAGUGCUUUGAGAGGUUGGUCAUGACUAGACUGAACUCCUGCCUCAGCAAGGACCUGGAUCCAUUGCAAUUUGACUAUUACCACAAUAGGCCAAUGGCAGACACAAUCUCAAUGGCUCUCCACAUGGCUUUAGAACACCUGGACAACACAAACACCUAUAUCAGGAUGCUGUUCAUCGACUAUAGCUCAGCAUUUAAUACCAUCAUUCCCACAAUUCUGAUUGAGAAGUUGCAGAACCUGGGCCUCUGUACCUCCCUCUGCAAUUUGAUCCUCAACUUCCUAACCGGAAGACCACAAUCUGUGUGGAUUGGUGAUAACAUAUUCUCCUUGCUGACAGUCAGCACUGGUGCACCUCACGGUGUGUGCUUAGUCCACUGCUCUACUCUCUAUAUACCCUUGACUGUGUGGAUAGGCAUAGCUGAAGUACCAUCUAUAAAUUUGCUGAUGAUACAACCAUUGUUGGUAGAAUCUCAGGUGGUGAUGAGAGGGUGUACAGGAGUGAGAUAUGCCAACUAGUGGAGUAGUGCCACAGCAACAACCUGGCACUCAACAUCACUAAGACGAAAGAGCUGAUUGUGGACUUCAGGAAGGGUAAGAUGAAGGAACACAUACCAAUCCUCAUGGAGAGAUCAGAAGUGGAGAGAGUGAACAGCUUCAACUUCCUGGGUGUCAAGAUCUCUGAGGAUCUAACCUGGUCCCUCGUGUAAUAAGCCAGAUUUAAUAAGGGACCUUGAGGUAAAGGAGUCAUUGGGAGGUAGUGACCAUAAUAUGAUAAGUUUUAAUCUACAAUUUGAGAGGGAGAAGGGAAAAUCGGAAGUGUAUUACAGUUGAACAAAGGGGACUAUGGACUCAUGAGGGAGAAGCUGGCCAAAGUUGACUGAAAAGAUACCCUAGUAGGGAUGACAGUGGAAUAACAAUGGCAGAUAUUUCUGGGAAUAAUACAGAAGGUGCAGGACCAGUUCAUUCCAAAGAGGAAGAAAGAUUCUAAGGGGAGUAAGGGGUGACCGUGGAUGACAAGGGAAGUCAAGAACAGUAUAAAAAUAAAUGAGGAAGUAUAAUAUAGCAAGGAUCAGCGGGAAGCCAGAGGAUUGGGAGACUUUUAAGGAGCUACAGAAGAUAACUAAAAAGGCAAUACGGGGGGAAAAGAUGAGGUACAAAGGUAAGCUGGCCAAGAAUAUAAAGGAGGAUAGUAAAAGCUUCUUUAGGUAUGUGAAGAGGAAAUAAUUAGUUAAGAUCAAAGUUGGGCCCUUAAGACAGAAACUAGUGAAAUUAUGGGGAACAAGGAAAUGGCAGACAAGCUGAACAGGUGCUUUGGAUCUGUCUUCACUAGGGAAGACACAAACAAUCUCGCAGAUGUAAUAGUGGCCAGAGGACCUAGGGUAAUGGAGGAAUUGAAGGAAAUUUGCAUUAGGCAGAAAAUGGUGUUGGGUAAACUGAUGGGACUGAAGGGUGAUAAAUCCCCAGGACCUGAUGGUCUGCAUCCCAGGGUACUUAAGGAGGGGGCUUUAGAAAUCGUGGACACAUUGGUAAUCAUUUUCCAAUCUUCUAUAGAUUCAGGAUCAGUUCCUGCGGAUUGGAGGGUAGCUAAUGUUAUUCCAGUUUUUAAGAAAGGAGGGAGAGAGAAAACAAGCAAUUAUAGACCAGAUAGUCUGAUAUCAGUGGUGGGGAAGAUGCUGGAGUCAAUUGUAAAAUAUGAAUAGGAAUAAGGAACCUUGGUUCUCAAGGGAUAUUGCAACUCUGAUAAAGAAGAAGAGGGAGUUGUAUGAAAUGUAUAGGAAACGGGGUAAAUCAGGUGCUUGAGGAGUAUAAGAAGUGCAAGAAAAUACUUAAGAAAGAAAUCAGGAGGGCUAAAAGAAGACAUGAGGUUGCCUUAGCAGUCAAAGUGAAGGAUAAUCCAAAGAGCUUUUACAAGUAUAUUAAGAGCAAAAGGAUUGUAAGGGAUAAAAUUGGUCCUCUUGUUUUUUGCGUCUGUAUUUACUAAGGAAGCUGGCAUGAAAUCCAUGGAAUUGAGGGAAUCAAGUAGUAAGACCAUGGAAACUGUACAGAUUGAAAAGGAGGAGGUGCUUGCUGUCUUGAGGAAAAUUAAAGUGGAUAAAUCCCCGGGACCUGACAGAGUGUUCCCUCGGACCUUGAAGGAGACUGGUGUUGAAAUUGCGGGGGCCCUGGCAGAAAUAUUUAAAAUGUUGCUGUCUACGGGUGAAGUGCCGGAGGAUUGGAGAGUGGCUCAUGUUGUUCUGUUGUUUAAAAAAGGAUCGAAAAGUAAUCCGGGAAAUUAUAGGCUGGUGAGUUUAACGUCAGUAGUAGGUAAGUUAUUGGAGGAAGUACUAAGAGACAGAAUCUACAAGCAUUUGGAUAGACAGGGACUUAUU